AUGGCUUUAACUUACGAUUACGAUGAGCAAAGUGAAACAUGGCCAUUCUUUGUGCUCACAAUAUUAUUAAUGAUUAUAGUGCCUGUAACCAUAUCACACAUCUACCAUUUAUUUGCUAAGUCUGACGGUGAAGCAGAAGAUGGGAAUGAUGUUGGGUCUUUUGAAUCUUUAAGUGACAAGUAUACAAGUCAAGAGAUUAAGCAAUUUAGAAAGAAGUUUGAUCGUGGUAAUAACAAAGGCAACAUUUUGAGCAGGAGAAAUAUUUUACUUAUGAUCGGUUGGGCCUUCGUAGCAUUUCUGAUCCAUAGAAUAAAUACAAACGAUGCUAUACAAGAUUCUGUUUCCAGUUUAUUUGAUCCAUAUGAUAUCUUAGGUAUCUCGUCCAGUGCUUCAGAAAGAGAAAUAAAAUCUGCUUAUAGAAAAUUAUCAGUGAAGUUCCAUCCAGAUAAAUUAGCCAAGGAAUUGACCGAACAAGAAAGAACGACUAUGGAAGAAGCAUAUGUCCAAAUUACAAAGGCCUACGAAGCUCUUACCGACGAAUUGACAAGACAAAACUUCUUGAAAUAUGGUCAUCCUGAUGGACCACAAUCUACCUCUCAUGGUAUUGCUCUACCAAGCUUCUUAAUCGAUAGCACUUCUUCUCCAAUAUUAGUCGCCAUUUACAUCGGUUCUUUUGUCUUAUUAUUACCAUAUGUCGUAUCAAAAUGGUGGUCAAAGACUCGUUCUUAUACUAAGAAGGGAAUUCAUGUCAAAUCUGCUUCUUACUUUGUGGACAGAUUAGUCAAUUAUAAACCAUCAGAGAUCGUUACCGUUGAUUUGAUGUUAAAAUGGUUAUCUUACGCUGAAGAAUUCAAACAAUUUUUCCCAGAUAUGAAACCAGAAGAUUUUGAGAAGCUUUUACACGAUUAUAUCAAUCGCAGAGACAGUGGAAGUAAGAAAUUGAAUAUGGCCAAAUAUAGGAUUGUUGCUAAAUGUCAUUCAUUAAUUCACGGUUUAGUCGAUAUUGCAUGUGGUUUCAGAAAUUUGGAAGUCGCAACAGUUGCUUUAGAUACUUUUAAAUGUAUUGUUCAAGCUGUACCAAAGAGCCCAUACUCUCAAAUUGAACAAUUACCUAACGUUGAUAUGGAAGUCUUUAAGAACGGAAUGACUGACAAGAUUCAAACAGUUGGUAAAUUAUUCAAGUAUGAUGAUGAAAAAAUUGGUAAGAUUCUUGGUAUUAAAGAUAAUGAUCAACUCAAAGAAACUCUUCAAGUUGCUGCAAACAUCCCACAAUUGCAUGUCUUAAGAGCUGAUUUCGUUGUUCCAGGUGAAACCGUCGUUACUCCCCUAUCUACUCCUCAUAUUUCGAUAAAAGUCCUCUUACGUUCUGCUAAACACAAAUUAAUUCCAACCGAAAAAUUCCCAGCGGAAAUGUUAGAAGAACCAGAAGAUUUUGAACAUAUGAGAGAUCCUUUUGCAUCCAUGGCAAAGCAACCACUGGUCCCAUACUCAUUUGCACCAUAUUUCCCUACCAAGAGACGCAAUACUUGGUGCUGUUUAGUAGCUUUACAAAAAGAUAAUAAAAUUGCGCAAACUGCAAUGAACAUAGAAAGACUGUCAUUUAAGAAUUUGAGUAAACAUUUCGAUAAGAGAACUGUCAAAGAUUUAGAAAGUGGUAAUUUCAAUCCAAGUGAUUGGGAAAUAGGUACCAUCAAAAUUCCAUUAGGUCAACAAGCUCCAAAGGAAACUGGUAAUGUAUUUUUCAGAAUAGUCAUCAAAUCUACUGAUUACUUCGGCUCAGAUUUAGAUAUUACUAUGAAAAUGCAUGUGCAAGAUCCUCCAAAGGUAGAAGAAGCCGAAGAUUUGGAUAUAUACGAUGCCUCUGACGAAUCUGAACUUGAAGAUUCUGACGAAGAAGAUGAAAGCGACAGUGAUUAUACUGAUAUAGACACCGAUACUGAGGUUGAAGAAGAUGCUACGGACAAUUAG
This is a messenger RNA of Kazachstania africana CBS 2517, 1968 nucleotides long. RefSeq names its product protein-transporting protein SEC63 (gene SEC63). The transcript has a single exon. Gene Ontology annotation, cellular component: Sec62/Sec63 complex. Gene Ontology annotation, molecular function: RNA binding; transmembrane protein transporter activity. Bases 1 to 1968 code for a protein of 655 amino acids. The record is from RefSeq and is a predicted model, not a curated record. Gene Ontology annotation, biological process: SRP-dependent cotranslational protein targeting to membrane; post-translational protein targeting to endoplasmic reticulum membrane. NCBI's taxonomy places the organism in Eukaryota, Fungi, Ascomycota, Saccharomycetes, Saccharomycetales, Saccharomycetaceae.